Molecule: messenger RNA, 1299 nt
Organism: Theobroma cacao (cacao)
Lineage: Eukaryota; Viridiplantae; Streptophyta; Magnoliopsida; Malvales; Malvaceae
Source: RefSeq, a predicted model, not a curated record
AUAAAUCUCUUCUAUUCCCUGGCCAACAUCACAGACUAAAACCCCAUGACAAUUUAAUGACCGAUCUGACCUCAGGUACUUUUGGGUGACAAUUCUAUCCAAACCUAGCUUCCCAUCUCUAAUCCUUUCAAGCCAAACGAAACCCAAGUCUUUUUUCACCUAAAGAAACCUAACAGGCCAACACCCCAUCUCUCAUUCUCAUCUAUGGAACAGUCAAAGAACCCUUUUCAGGCAACUGCUGCAAUAGUUUUUCUCCUUAUAACUGGUGCCCUUUACAUUAUCUGUGUCUGGUCUCCUCCCUCAUCAAACCCUUUCCUCCCCUACCAGGAAAGCAGCUGUCAGCAAUCUAAUUUUACCACCGUGAAGUUUCCUGUAACCGACGAGCUGGGUUUGGCCCUGGAUGAAGCUUCCACGCCCAACAAGACGGUGAUCAUCGCGGUUGUCAACAAAGCUUACGUCGAGCAAAGUGUGCGUGCAGAGACCACAAUGCUGGACCUGUUCCUGGAGAGCUUCUGGCUAGGAGAAGGUACCAGGCCAUUGCUGGACCACCUGCUGCUUGUCACCGUCGAUCAAACGGCUUACGAGCGGUGUAAAUUCAAGCGGCUGCACUGCUACAGAUUGGUGACGGACGGCGUUGAUUUCGGUGGGGAGAAGGUUUAUAUGUCGGAGGAGUUUAUCAAGAUGAUGUGGAGAAGAACUCUUUUUCUUUUGGAUGUCUUGAGGCGUGGCUACAACUUCAUUUUCACGGACACAGACGUGAUGUGGCUAAGGAAUCCGUUUGCAAAGCUAAGCCCAAACGGAACCGAGGACCUCCAAAUCAGCGUCGAUACGUUCACCGGCGACCCACGACCGGAGCUCAAUUUCAUCAACACCGGCUUCUACUACAUCAGAUCAAACAACAAGACCAUCUCACUGUUCGACACUUGGUACUCCCAGAAGGACAACUCCACAGGGAAGAAAGAGCAAGACGUCUUGGUAGACCUAAUGCGCGACGGGCUCUUCGGGCAACUUGAUCUCCGAGUAAGGUUCUUGGAGACCAAGCAUUUCAGCGGCUUUUGUCAGGACAGCGGAGAUGUCAGCGCCGUAGCAACCGUUCAUGCAAAUUGUUGCCGCCACAUAAGCGCAAAGGUCAGAGAUUUAACGGCUGUCCUCCGCGAUUGGAAGCGGUUCCAGGCGGUUCUGACCAGGUAUCCCAACGCUGCUCGGAACAUAACCGAGAGUUUCAGGUGGUCACCGCACACGGGCUGUUGGAAUUCAUGGAAAGUAAAUAAAAAGACACCAUGAUCAAGUUAAAACAUA